AUUGUGAUUAUGAAUUAUUAAUGCUUCUUAUUGUUGAUUAUACUUCAUUAAGCCUGCUCAAAUUUUUUUGGAUAGACGAAUAGAUUGGGUAUUUAAAAAUUAAAAGUUAUAAUAUUACCUCAUUCUCAUGAUGAUGUAGGAUGGUUAAAUACUGUUGACUAAAUAUAUUUGAGUGGUCCUGGUGUUAAAAAUAUAAUUUCAUCUUAUAUAAAUGCCUUACUAGAAAAUAAGGAUAGAAAGUUUGUAUAAGUGGAAACUGUUUAUUUUGAAAGAUGGUGGAAUGAAUAGAGUGUAUUAAUGUAAUAAAAAGUAAAAGGUUUAGUAGAAAAUGGUUAAUUAAGUUUUGCAGGAGGAGGAUUAGUAAUGAAUGAUGAAGCUACACCUUAUUAUGAAGAUAUUAUAGAUUAAAUGACAUAUGGACAUGAAUUUUUAUUCAAAACAUUUAAUGUGAUUCCAAAAGUGGGAUGGUAGAUUGAUCCAUUUGGACAUUCAAAUGCAUAAAGCAUAUUAUCAUAUCUAUUUGGUAUAGAUGCAGCAUUUUAUGCAAGAAUUGAUUAUUAAGAUAAAGAUUAUCGUCAGAAAUAAAAAGAAUUAGAAAUGAUUCAUGUUCCUUAUACAACAAGUAAAUAAAACUAUCCUAUCUUAAUUCAUGUUAAUUAUUUUCAUUACUCAAGUCCUAAUCAUUUUGAUUUCGAUCCAUUAAGAAAUUCAGGAGGUUUUGUAAAUGAUUAGAAUAUUUAAUAUAAAGCAGAUGAUUUGAAUCAAUAUUUUUUACAACAAAGUUAAUCAUACAAAGGAAAAAUUAUAACACAUACAUUAGGUGAUGAUAAUGAAUGGUCUAAUUCUAAAUCCUAUUUUGAAAACAUGGAAAAGAUAAUUAAUUACAUAAAUUCUCAUCCAGAAAAGUACAAUAUUGUAAUUAAAUUUGGAACUCCUUAAGAUUAUAUUAAAGAUAUAAAUGAUUAUUCUGAUGAGAUAUUCUAUCCAACAAAGAAUGAUGAUUUUUUUCCCUAUGCGGAUAAACAACAUUGUUAUUGGACAGGAUAUUUUACAAGUAAGGUAGCAUUUAAAGGUUUCGUGAGAUAUACUGGAAGAUAUUUUCAACAAAUAAAAACUUUUAUAUCUUUUUCUUUUGCUUCUCAAAAUUAAGACAUUUUAGAUAUAAAACAACCGCUUUUAAGGGCUAUAAAAGAAUUAGGAUAUACACUAGGAAUAUCAUAACAUCAUGAUGCUGUUACAGGUACCUCAUAAGAUCAUGUGACUAGAGAUUAUGUUAAAAUGCUACAUAGAGAUUUAACAAAUAUGAAUAAUGAAUUUCAUAGAUUAAUAAAAAUAAUAAUCUCAAAAGAUUUAGGGUAGGAUAAUAUUGAAUAAUUGUAUCAAUAUCGUUAUAAUUCUACAUCCUCUGAGUGUACUGAAAUCUAUGAAAAUCUUAAGAACAAAAAAACUAUUUUAUUAACCAUUUUAGACACUAAAAUCAAUGAAAAUGAUAAAGAUAUUAUUAAAAUUAAAGUACCUAAAUUACCUCUCAAUAUUAUUGAUUCUAAAAAUCAAGUAAUUGAUGGAGAUAUCAUAUGCAGUAAUUCAAAAGAUGAAGAAGAUUGUACUCUCUAUUUUAAUUACCAAAUUAAAAAAGGAGUCUAAUACUACAAAAUCAAAUAAGGUAAUUCAAAUUAAGUGUCUUCUGCCAAAAUUAUUGCAUCUCAAACUUUAACAAAUAUAACUGCUAAUACUAAAAUAUCACUUGACAAUGGACCUGAAUUUCAAUUGCAAUAUUAAUAUUAUGUUGCUUCGACUGAUAAUUUACAACCUAGUGGAGCAUAUAUAUUUAGACCUUAAGGAGGAGCAUAAGUUUAUGGAUCCAUCUAAAAUGUUCAAAUUUAUAAUGGAACUGUUUUGACUGAGCUAAAUAUUGAGAGAUCUAAUGUUAAUACAUGGAUAAGAAAAUAUAAAAUUUAGAAUAAUGAAUAUGAAGUGGAAACCUUUGUUGAUUCUAUAAUAAGAGAAUAAAAUAAAGGAAAAGAAAUAAUAGUUAUCUUUAAAAGUGAUAACAUCAAGAAUCAAAAAACGUUUUAUACUGAUUCUAAUGGAAUGGAUUUAUAAUAAAGAAAAAUUGGAUUUAGAGAAACUUGGAGUUUGCAAAGUAAUGAAUAUGUUUCUGAAAAUUAUUAUCCUAUAAAUGGAAUAAUAUAAAUUAAAGAUCAAGCCAGUCAUAAUGUUAUGGCUGUAAUAAAUGACAGAGCUUAAGGAGGAUCAAGUUUUAAUGAUGGUGAAAUAGAAAUUAUGAUUCACAGAAGAAUGUAUUCAGAUGACAGAAGAGGAGUUGGUGAACCUUUAAAUGAAGAAGAGGAUAAUCCUUAAUGUAAAGCUUAAUCCUAAUAAAAUUGUGAAAAAAGAGUGGGACUUAGAUAAUAUAUUAUUCAUAAAGUAUUAUUCUUUGAUCAAAAGAAUAAUCCAAAUUUUGCAAGAAAAGCUUAGUUAUUUUUAGAUUUCUAGCCAAUUAAAAUCUUUGCUGUUGAUUCAUAAGAUGAAUUUGUUCCAAAUCUUAAAAUUGAAUUUUCAAAAUCUCUUUUGAACACCAUUUAAGUUUUUAAUCCUGAUGGAGAUAGCAUUGUCAAAUUUUAUUUAAUACCUAAAGAAGAAAAUAAUGAAUAUUUAUUAAGAAUUCAUAAUAUGUAGGAAUAAUCAAAUGUCAAAAUCUCAUUUCCUUAGGAAAUUUUAUUUGAAGAAACUAUUUUGAGUGGACUUAGAACAUUAUCAGAAUAACAAAAAAUUAGAUUAGGUAUUUAUUCUGAGUAUUAAAUUUUAGUUUGGGUUAAAAAUAAAAUUCAAGAUUCAAUUUAUAUUCCUGCUGAAGAGGUAGCACCAUAACAAAUUAAAACAUUUAUAAUAAAAAUUUGA
Paramecium sonneborni is the source of this 2901-nucleotide messenger RNA. NCBI's taxonomy places the organism in Eukaryota, Ciliophora, Oligohymenophorea, Peniculida, Parameciidae. The record is from the annotation of a GenBank genome assembly.